GCAAUAUUUGAUAAUAGAAUUAUAGAAUUUACUCUACUACAACUAAACACAACUUUCUUCAAUUACUCCGCAUUUGCAGUCCUUUUUCCCAAAAUUUUCAGUUUAUGUAAUUCGGGUUCAAUUUCAGCUGCUUCCGCGUGUCUCCCCUCCUAUCAAGAUUCAACAUCACUCCUAUCUUGGCUCUCUCUCUCUCUCUCAAGGUGGAAAAAGAAAGCACUGUUGAAUUCCAGUCAGAUAGUGAGAUGGCCGAGUCCGACGCUUCUAAUGGAUCAUGUGUUGCCGACGGGGCGGCGGCUAUCGGCGGCGGAGAACGCUCCAAUUCCAACGUCCCCAAGCGGAGACCUCGUGCGGAAGAGAUCACUCUUUUCCUUGUUCUGAAUCGUAUCGCGUCGGCGGUUUUCUUCCCGGAUCCGGAUUCGCCCGGCCCGCUCCUGCACCGCCUCAAGGCCUCUCUCUCCCAAAACAUCCCGUUGCUUCCAGAAGCUUCUCGAAACACUGCUCGCAGCGUUUACGCCUGGACUCGCCAGGGCAGUCCAUUUCGUGCCCUUCUCGUCGCCUCUGUUGGGACUAUUACGCUUCUUGCCCUGACAGGAUUGCUUAUAUUUAUGUUUAUCUUUGUCCUGACAACCAUCAAUGCCAUUCUUCUCUCUCUGCUCAUGUCUUUAGCCGUCGCAGGGGGGUUCUUGGCGAUUUUCUUUGCCUGUUUAACAGGCAUUUAUGUUGGGGCUUUGUCAAUAGCUGUCUUUGCCAUUUCAACUACAACGGUUUUGACAAUAGUUGCUUCCUUGAUAGCUACAGGUUGGAUAGGAUUCUUCUAUGCCGUGUGGCUGGCAUUGAUGAAGAGCGCCUCUCUUGCAAAACAGACGUUGGACAUGACAGGAUCUGCCCUCAAAGCUUAUUCUUCUCCUCGACGUGCAGGCUUCAUAGAUGAAUCAAAUAAACAAUUCUAGAACAAGGCGAAUCAUGGUAACUUUAAAUAUGGAGCAGGAGCACUCUCCUAAAGCUGCCUAUAAUAAGACUCUUAGUUUAUGCUCAGUGUCCAACAAUAAUAAAGAAAUGUAAAGCUAAUAUUUGAGCCUUGAGAAAUUGUGUAGAUUUGGUGAGAAUAUUGGGCUGGUCUAUGAUGUGUAUCCUAGUUAGUAAAAUACGGCAAAGGUAUAAUAUGGUAAUGUGUACGUACGUGUAUAAUACGUUAGAUAUUUAUAAAAUACGGCUAUGUAUGUGUAUUAAACGUUUCCGAAACCU
Molecule: messenger RNA, 1245 nt
Organism: Cuscuta campestris
Lineage: Eukaryota; Viridiplantae; Streptophyta; Magnoliopsida; Solanales; Convolvulaceae
Source: the annotation of a GenBank genome assembly